AUGUCAUACCCACAGCAAUAUCAGGCGCAGAGGCUGCCACCUUUGAGACAAUACAGUAAUGCCCCUCCACGCUCUGUGACAUCGUCAGGAGGAAAUUCGCAAGAUGGCAACUACGGAGGAUACAGCGACGGUGGCAUGAGUAGCCACAGCGACCAGCAGACUGGCCCGGGCUACGACGAUGCGGCAUACAGUUACCAGUCCAGCUCCUCCGGUUCGCAACCAUAUGCUGUUGCGCAAUCUCAGCCAUGCUCAAUGCGCCCACCAGGCCCGCCAGGUCCGGGAUACGAUGAUCGGCGCGGCUAUCCUCCUGGUGGAAGACCACCGCCCCAAUCGCGGCCAAGAACACCUGGUGGACGCCCACCCCCAGGAGGUACCUUCGACAAUCCCUUUCCCUCCUUCCCAAAUCGAGACCCGCGAGAUCCCCGAGACCCGAGAGGAGCCCCUAGAGACCCGCGAGACCCGAGGGAUCGGGGCGGUCCACCACCGCGAGGGCUAGAGAAAGAAAUGGCUGCAAUGGACAUUAAUGGCAGGGCCCCGCCUGGACCGCACACUUCAAACCCCAAUGGCAGACGGCCAGAUAUGCGACAGCCACCUCCACGCGGACCUCCACCAGGGCGGGGCCGGGGUGGCUAUCCAAUGGGUCCGGUGCGAGCUGCUAGCUCAGGCAGACCAGACCGACCUGACGGAGACUAUCCAGACUCCAUGGGCCUGUCUAUGCCUCCGCCACCAAGAAGCGCAACGAUGCCACCUGCUCCAGCCGCACCACUCUACCCAGGCCAGUCUACCUACCAAGAAACAGAUUACCCAGCGAGCUCCAUGGGUGAACCUCCUAUGCGUCUUGAUGCUGCUGGGAGCAUGCAACCCCCACGAUCUCGUGCCCCCAACGAUAUAGACCCAAGCCUCAUGAUUCCUGCCGCGGCAUUGAUGAUUCCCCCAGAGCCCGCCAACCGUGUUUCAUAUGCGCCCAAGGAAUUUUUGGACAGUUAUUAUGAGUCUAAUGGUGCUGAUGAACCCGACAUGCCCAAUUUUGAUGCCAUGCCUCAGCAGCACACCCUGAUUGAUGAGAUGGGCCUGGAAAUAACACCGGUCCAGAGGCCAGUCCAGGGUCCGGUUUCCCCAUAUGGAGACCAUUCGUAUCCUCCCAACGGAGUGGAGGCUAUGCGCUCCCAAUCUCAACCAAAUUUCCAACCCGCAGACAGUGCCAAUCAGUUUGAAAAUGCAGGGUUUCAGUUCGGUAUUCCUGGAGAACAUUCCCUUGCUCCCGCUUUCGAUCACUCAGGCUCUGCUGGCUAUGUGUCAAAUGGUUAUGAAGAUUACGCCGGCUAUUCGCAUGGUCCUUCCCCGGUCCAGACCAACCAGUCAGGUUAUUCCUACGAUCAGGCCGAGAUUCCAGAUCCUCACCAGAAUCCCGAUGCUCUUCCUCACCACCCAGCCCCGUUCCGCCUUGGCCAUGACCAAGGGUCAAAACCCGUGCCGGUUCGGCAGUACAGCACUCCUGAAACCAUCCCAGCCCCCGCUGCUCCCCAGCCAACGAUGGUGCCUGGGGGAACGGCUCAGACGCCUCUCACGAUUAAAGAGAUACAGCGGCUGCAACUGCAGGCACGAUCCAAUCCUUAUGACCAGAAAACUCAACUUCUACUCGCCAAAAAGCUGGUCGAAGCAUCCACAGUUCUUGUAGAGGACAGCAGCAGGCUCGAUCCAAAAACCAAAGCCAAGGCCAAGGAAAAAUACGUAGUAGAUGCGCUUAAGAUUCUCAAAAAGCUUGUUACAGCCGGGUACUCCGAAGCCCAGUUUUUCCUGGCUGAUUGCCAUGGCGAGGGCCGACUGGGACUUGAAGUCGACCCCAAGGAAGCUUUCUCACUAUAUCACUCUGCUGCCAAACAGGGACAUGCACAGUCUGCCUACCGUGUGGCCGUAUGCUGCGAGAUUGGCCAGGAAGAAGGUGGCGGUACCAAACGUGACCCAUUAAAGGCUGUUCAAUGGUACAAGCGUGCCGCUGCGCUCGGUGAUACACCCGCCAUGUACAAAAUGGGAAUGAUUAAUCUAAAGGGACUGCUGGGUCAAGUUCGGAACCCCCGGGAGGGGGUAUCAUGGCUCAAGCGUGCGGCUGACCGUGCAGACGAGGAAAAUCCACACGCUCUCCACGAGCUUGCCCUCAUGUAUCAGAACGCUGGCGGCAAUGACAUCAUCAUCCGCGACGAGCAGUAUGCCUCCCAGUUAUUCCACCAAGCUGCCGAGCUAGGCUACAAGUUCUCGCAAUUCAAACUUGGUACUGCCUACGAACACGGCCUCAUGGGAUGCCCUAUAGACAACCGCACGAGUAUUAUCUGGUAUACUCGUGCUGCAGCCCAGGGUGAGCACCAGAGUGAACUCGCCCUUAGUGGCUGGUAUCUCACCGGAUCCGAGGGCAUUCUACAGCAGAAUGAUACCGAGGCCUAUCUCUGGGCUCGUAAGGCCGCCACCGCAGGUCUUGCCAAGGCAGAAUAUGCUAUGGGAUAUUUCACCGAGGUCGGAAUCGGCUCUGCUGCUAACCUAGACGACGCAAAAAGGUGGUACUGGCGCGCAGCUGCCCAAGGGUUCCCCAAGGCUCGUGAGCGCCUUGAAGACCUUAAGAAGGGUGGAAGCCGAAUGCAAAAGACUCGUCUCUCACGCUCGGCCGUUGACAAGCAGAGUGAUGGAGACUGCGUUCUUAUGUAA
This is a messenger RNA of Penicillium digitatum Pd1, 2697 nucleotides long. The record is from RefSeq and is a predicted model, not a curated record. NCBI's taxonomy places the organism in Eukaryota, Fungi, Ascomycota, Eurotiomycetes, Eurotiales, Aspergillaceae.